GCGUGGACUCUCGGGCCCCUGACGACGUCACCAACGCCACUCCCACAUUCCGCUCCUCCUAUGGGCAGCCUCCGGAGCUUCACGGGUUUGUCGGUCGCGCGACGAAUCCAUCAUCUACAAUGUUGUUUGUCGUGGUGGUGGUGUGUGUACGCUCGAAGACAUCGCUCUCGUCCGCGUCUCGUCCGUAUUUCCGCUUCGUCUACGGAGAUGGGCAGCUCGUCCAGUUCGUCAAAGGUUCGACAUAAGUCGGAAUCGAUGGAGAUUCGGAAGAAGAGUAGGUCGGAAGAUUACUCACCAAAAAGUAAAUCGUUGAUGGAACUUGGAUCACGAAACAAGCAGCGAUCCAUUGUUGGCAUCAAAUCUUCUGAUCGACCGAAGCAACCGCUCAAGGAGUCACGAAGUGGGAGCACGGUGAAUGGCCUAUCCAGAGCGAGAUCAAUGCGGAAAGAUUUGGCGCACCCAAUCAGCCCUCAGGGACGAGAGAUUAUUCUUCAGUGUUUUGAGAAUCCGCAUUCAGAAUUCGGCAACAAGGUGUUACAACGAAUAUUUGAGAAACGACCAGAUUAUCAGAAGUACGUUUAUGCACUUGGUAAGGAACGAGCCUAUCAAAUGAGCGUAAGGCUAAAGGACCUGGUAGAAGAAGUCGUUGCCAAGAUCUUUGAUCCUGACCAUAUUUGUGCCAUUUCACGGCUCUACGGAGAAGAGCAUGUGGAAUUGAAGUCAUAUGGCUUCAAACCCGACUUUUGGGUCUCUAUCGCUGAUGCGAUUACUGUCGAAGGUGUAAUUCUGGAUAUGGCCAAUCAUCAGCCCGCGGAUACGGUAGCGGCAUGGUCGCAGCUGGUCACCAUGAUGUUCUCAGCCGUUCGUGAUGGCUACUAUUCAGCACUGCGAAAGCAUCGAAUGUCAUCGCGACGCGGCUUACAACGUCAGGUCACUCAGGAAAGCAGAGACGCUGAGAGUGGUAUUGAAAUCGCCUCAAACUCAUACGAAACGACAACAACACACACUCCAGCCGUUCGUAGUGUGUCCAUGUAUGCCGUUUCAACGGAGAAUAGCCUGAGAAGAACGAACGGCUCGGUAAACAUAAUGGCUCCGGUGACACACUCUACUCCACGCCUGGCUACAACAUCGCGGAACGUUCGUUCGCAAGAAGUGUACGAUACUGUCGAUAACGGAGCCCUGGUGACCACAAAUCGUUCCCGACCAAUAUUUGAGUGAAAACACGUGUGCAAUGUGCCAAUAUGCUUUUUUUUCUAGAAAAUCAUUCUAUAACGGGUUGUUUCAUGUUGUUCGCCUGCGUCCACUUAUAGAGGUAGCCUUCGGGUCUUUGAGACAUUGGUGAAGCAUUGUAUAUCAUUUCCUAAUGUGUACCUAAGUUUUCCCUACAUUCCACGCUAGUUUUAUUGUUAGUGCUAAGAUAGAGUUUAGAGUUCACUUAGUCGCAUUGCAUGGCUACUUUCAAGACUCUCUUUCUUGAGUGAGCUGUUGUGAUUGUCGUCUUCCUUACAGUAAAACAUGCCAUCUC
Cylicocyclus nassatus is the source of this 1525-nucleotide messenger RNA. The record is from the annotation of a GenBank genome assembly. Lineage: Eukaryota; Metazoa; Nematoda; Chromadorea; Rhabditida; Strongylidae.